AUUUGUUGAAUUAGAAAACAUAUCCUAGUUUUUUGUUUUUGUUUAACAAAUAUUGUGUUCUUAUUCUUGAGAACUGUUCCAAAAUAAACUCUUGAUGUUUGAGCAUGACUUUGUUAUUCUUUUAUUAGGUAUCGUUCGUCAUGGAAUUCUUGAAUGGGCAGUUUGAACGAGAUGACGUCUAUUUUCGCGAGGCGAUGCAGCUUUUGUCAGAUUUUAAUUGGAUCUACAAAUCCCGCAAUACUGACAUUUUAGCCGAUGGCAUUUUACAUUUCAUUCCGGACGAUUGGAUUCCCAUAUUACAACUGAAUUGCUUUGAAAAUAUCCAAAUGGUCAUCAAGGGUGAAAUCAAUCCUUCAUGGCCGCUGGAUCUUACGAAGUUUGCCGUGAGUUGCUGGCGUCUUUCAUUAAGAAUAAACUUGGCUCGAAAAGAAGAAGCCCUUUCAAAAUGGAAAAAAGUUAAUCCGAAAAAAAUACAUGAGGUUGUGAAUUUCUCUCUACUUAUCGGAGAAAAAUGCGCAGAGAAAGACAUCAAACAUGUUGUUGACAUUGGAGCAGGUUUGGGUUAUUUGGAUAAGGAACUGUCUGAUCGUUGCGACCUCCAUGUCUUAGGACUGGAACGAGAUGCGUAUCGAGUUUUGGCGGCCAGUCAACGUGCAACCGUCGACACACCAGAAAAUGUGCCAAAUCGAUGUCGUGCCAUUUUUAAAGAACUGGUAGUAAAAUCCGAAGAUACUUUAGAAGACCAAAUAGAGUCUGUUAUUUCCAACUGGUUCAAUGAACUUGAAGCCCAGCACGUGCCAUCCCCGCCUCUUUGCAUGAUUGGUCUACAUUCCUGUGGCGAUUUGAGCCCUAUCAUGAUGAAAUUAUUUAUGAACAUCAGGCACUUCCAUUCUCUCUUACUGGUGUCGUGUUGCUAUCAUCGAAUGGAUUGGAAAAAGGAACCGGUCGAUGAUAACUUAUUUCCUAUCAGCAAUAGCCUUAAAAGCAAUCAUUGUGAGCCGGAAGGCAUUCAAAAUCUCUUCCGUUUGGCCGCUCAGGAAACGCCAAAUCACUGGAUACAGCAGAAUACUUUGAACUGCCAACGUCAAGCGCAACACACCUUUUACCGAUCUCUAGUCCAACUUUACGCUAAUCGAGGCAUUCAGCUGCUAAAACAGCACAGGAAACCAGUCAAAAUGCAAAAAACAUCCGUUGGAUUUGAAGAGUACGUCGAUCAGGCUAUCCAAGCGUUCAGUCUACCAGGACAAAUAGCAGACCAUCGACAGAAACUUUUAGACAUUUACUAUUCAAAUGCCCGUCUUUUACCGGCGCUGGAAACUCUUAUUGUGUUGCAAGUGCUACUUCAACCGGUUGCUGAAGCGUUGAUUCUCGUCGAUCGAGUGGUUUAUUUACGCGAGAACGGAAUUAAUGCUUCACUUCAACAAAUAUUUGACGAUCGCAUAUCGCCGCGUUGUUUUGUCACCCUAGCAGAGAAAUCAAAAUCCUCCUAAAUUUAAUACCUUAUGCGAAGUCCGUGAAAAGUAAGGCUAAUAAAUGGGGGGGAAAAAAUAGUAAAAUGGGUUGCCGAAACCUUCGGUUACAGGCCAUUUGAAACCCCUCCCAGUUUCGUCUAGUGCGCGCUACGUUUCAUAUGCGAAUAAGAAUAACUAGGAAACAUGAUAACGGGAAUAGUGCCUUUACCUCGUCUCUUUUUUCUUCCUGCGGCUAUGCAAGCAGGGGGAGGGCAAACUACAAAGUUCAUUGAAUGGAAAUCGAAUCCCAGAGACUUUCCACUUGUUGUCAACUAAAGUUCCUUGGAUCUCUACUGUGGUCGUUUAAAACUGUACAUA
Molecule: messenger RNA, 1829 nt
Organism: Daphnia carinata
Lineage: Eukaryota; Metazoa; Arthropoda; Branchiopoda; Diplostraca; Daphniidae
Product: methyltransferase-like protein 25B
Exons: 4
Coding region: 141-1490 (449 amino acids)
Molecular function (GO): S-adenosylmethionine-dependent methyltransferase activity
Source: RefSeq, a predicted model, not a curated record